Dicentrarchus labrax (European seabass) is the source of this 3566-nucleotide messenger RNA. It is a transcript of the gene acox1, whose product is annotated as acyl-CoA oxidase 1, palmitoyl. Lineage: Eukaryota; Metazoa; Chordata; Actinopteri; Moronidae. Gene Ontology annotation, biological process: fatty acid beta-oxidation using acyl-CoA oxidase; very long-chain fatty acid metabolic process; lipid homeostasis. Gene Ontology annotation, cellular component: peroxisome. The transcript is spliced from 14 exons. Gene Ontology annotation, molecular function: FAD binding; fatty acid binding. The record is from RefSeq and is a predicted model, not a curated record. Bases 35 to 2020 code for a protein of 661 amino acids.
AAAAUAUAUAUUUUUUUAACUCAGCUAUAGAGCCAUGAAUCCUGAUAUUAUGAAAGAGCGGCAAAAUGCCACUUUUGACGUCGAGAAACUGACGUACAUUUUGGACGGGGGCCCAGAAAAGACCAAAAGAAGGCGAGAAAUUGAGUCAAUGGUUCUCAAUGACCCGGACUUUCAGGAGGAGGACCCAAACUUCCUGUCCCGCAGUGAGCGCUAUGACCAGGCUGUUAGAAAAAGUGCUCAAAUGAUCCUGAAGCUCAGAGAGUAUGGCAUUGCAGACCCAGAGGAGAUCUACUGCUACAAGAAUAUGGUUAGAGGCAACCAUCAUGAGGCCAUGGGGCUACACUUUGUCAUGUUCCUCCCAACCCUGUACAGCCAGUGCAACCCUCAGCAGGCCAGGAAAUGGUUACCUGUGGCAGAGUCCUUCCAGGUUGUGGGCACGUAUGCCCAAACUGAGAUGGGUCACGGCACUCACCUCAGAGGGCUGGAGACCACAGCCACAUAUGAUCCAGCCACUCAGGAGUUUGUCUUGAACAGCCCCACAAUCAGCUCCAUCAAGUGGUGGCCUGGAGGACUUGGAAAGACCUCAAACCAUGCCGUAGUUCUAGCCCAGCUUUACACUCAGGGAAACUGCCACGGUCUGCAUGCUUUCAUCGUACCCAUCCGCGACAUGAACACACAUGUACCCCUACCAGGUAUUGUAGUUGGAGAUAUUGGCCCCAAGUUUGGCUUUAGUGAAGUUGACAACGGCUUCCUGAAACUAGAGAACGUUCGAAUCCCACGGGAGAACAUGCUGAUGAAAUACGCCAAGGUGGAGCCAGAUGGAACCUAUGUGAAACCACCAAGUGCCAAGCUGACCUAUGGCACCAUGGUGUUCAUCCGCUCCAUGAUCGUAGGCGAGUCAGCUCGAGCCCUCGCCAAAUCCUGCACCAUCGCCAUCCGAUACAGUUCUGUUCGUCACCAGUCCGAAAUCCGGCCAGGAGAGCCAGAGCCCCAGAUCCUCGACUACCAGACGCAGCAGUACAAGCUGUUCCCUCUGCUAGCUAUGGCCUAUGCCUUCACUUUUGUUGGCCAGUAUAUGAGUCAAACCUACCAACGCAUCAGUGGAGACAUCAACGAGGGCGACUUCAGUGAACUGCCUGAGCUCCAUGCCCUGUCUGCGGGUCUGAAGGCAUUUACUACUUGGGAAACCAACUCUGCCAUUGAGGUGUGUCGCAUGUCAUGUGGUGGCCACGGCUACUCUCGCAGCAGCGCCCUGCCAGACAUUUAUGUCAAUUUCACCCCUACAUGCACCUACGAGGGAGAGAACACAGUCAUGAUGCUGCAGACUGCAAGAUACCUGGUGAAGAGCUACCAACGGGCCAUGGCAGGCCAGCAGCUGAGCGGCACUGUGUCAUACCUGAAUGAAGCAGAGCACCAGAGGGUCCAGCCUCAGCCCGUCGCUGCAAGGCCAACCGUGGUCGACAUAAACGACCUGGCUAGCCUGGUGGAGGUCUACAAACUACGAGCUGCCAUUCUAGUAGCACUGGCAGCUAAGAGCAUCCAGCAGGAGUUGCAGCGCAGGAAGAGCCCAGAAGAUGCCUGGAACAACAGUGCUAUUGACCUGGUCAGAGCCUCAGAUGCCCACUGUCACUACGUUGUAGUGAAGUUAUUUACUGACAAACUGGGCGAGAUUGGUGACACAGCCAUACACUCAGUGAUGUCAACCCUGGCUCUGCUCUACGCCCUGCAUGGCAUCACAAAGAACUCUGGAGACUUCCUACAGGCUGGACUGCUGAAUGUGCCCCAGGUGCUACAGAUUUCUAUUCGUAUCAAGGAGCUGCUGGCUCAGCUGAGGCCCAACGCUGUGGCACUGGUAGAUUCCUUUGACCUCCAUGACAAGAAGCUGAAUUCAGUCCUGGGACGAUAUGAUGGGAACGUCUAUGAUCACAUGUUCGAGUGGGCUCGCCGCUCACCCCUAAACGCCACAGAGGUCCAUGAAUCCUUCCACAAGUACCUGAAGCCCUUGCGGUCCAAACUGUGAGCUACACCUUGCACAUUGAGUCCUGGCUGUGACCCUUCAUCUGUGUGCAUACAGGCACAAAUGUCACAGUAUUAUAUCAACCCCAUGACGGUCUUCAUACCCCAUCAGCUGGUAUUUACCAGUCUGAAGGAAUUUAGCCUUCCCUACUUUAGUCUCUCAAUAUGUGGUAAGUUGAACACCACAAUCAGCCUCUUUAAAGCCUAUGCUCUCAGGUGAUGUGGAAAUCAGAGUUGGCUGCGAACAGGGGUUGGACGACCUAAAACAAUCCGAAGAAUCUUAUUAAUGAGGGGAAUGGAAACGAAACGAGGAAUGCAGAUUAUAUCUAGAAAUCUCUAAUAAAGUCAUUAUUUUGAGCCCCAAAAGUAGCUUUAAGAAUAAUGGAGUAAUCAAGUACUUUCAGUUUUAGUUUGUUUUCUGUAGAGAAAUUCGAUUGUAAAGCUGAUUAGUAUUUCACUUUCUGCUGAGUGCCUGAUGACUCCUCUGUGUGAGCCAGUCAAAAUGAAAAUUGCCAUUUUUUCUAACGAGAAGAGAAUGUUAUUAUGAAUGUUAGUGUUUUAUGUUGGGAACAGACAACAGCUAAAUCUGUUUUGGUUGUUUCCCCUGACUACAAGGACCAACGUGUUGUUAAAAGAUACUGUGCUGUUUGUUAUAAUUGUUAAGAGGCAUUCAUUCAUCUAUGACCUUUUAGCAAUUGCUGUUGGCUUUAAGAAAGUAUUGCACAGUGUGUUUUCUGUGACACCCCCCUCCCCACGCUUCAUAGUUGUGUAGUUUACAUUACAUAAGCAACUUAGCAAAUUAGAGCAGAGGUCCAACAGACACAUCAAGUGAAGAUAUACAAAUAUUUCACUGUGAAAUUAUAAGUAGAUAAAGCAUUUGCAUAUACAUUAAGUUUAGCUGUGCUUUAGAGCAGGAAGAUGUGUCAUUAUUACGCCUUAAGUGAUGAAACUAUUCCUCACAGCCUUAACUUAAUACUUCACUCAAAAUGACCAACCACUGUUUGUGGCUGUGGCUGGUCCCCUCCUUAAAUUCAUGCCAGUCACAAUGAUGAUCUAACUAAAAUGUUGUUAUAGGACAGAAAAACACCUGAACUCUUCUAGUUGCUCUAUCUCCGUCCCACCACCUGUCACAUAUCUUGCUUUAUUUGAACGAUCCACGUCACAGAUACUAAUAGUGUGUAGGUUACAUACUUAACUGUACACUGAUAGAAGCUGAGCUCAACAGAGAGCAGAGAGACACUGUUUGUGAGGCAAUCAUUUGGUGAUUUCAGGUGAUUUGUUCCAGAUUCUUUAUUUUCUGAGAAAAUUGGCUCACUCUUUUUUUUUCCCCUUUUUUUCAUCAUGUAUGGUGGUUCUCUGUUAAGGUUUGUUUGAUCAUUAGAAUGAAUGGUUACACUAUUAUGUGUGUCCACAUGUGUGCUGCAUAUGUGAAUUAGUGCCCUCCCUCCCUGCUGUGUGGGGUUGAGUUUAUUAUAUUAUAUUAUUUAUUUUUUUUUUUAUAUAUAUAUAUAUAUAUAUAUAUGAUAAAGAUGGGUCUAAAUUCUGGACAA